GACAUCAGUUUCUUGCUCUAUCACCUGGGUCCUAUCUACUACCCCCUGUGGGAAAUGCUCCAGAAGAAUUCUGGAGUUCCUGAAUGCAUAUCCCAAUGUGACCUUGGAAAUAUACGCAGCCAAGCUGUUCAGGCACCUGGAUAACCGUAACCGGCAAGGUCUUAGGAACCUGGCAAUGAAAGGAGUCAGGAUACAUAUCAUGAAUCUUGCAG
This is a messenger RNA of Balearica regulorum gibbericeps (East African grey crowned-crane), 212 nucleotides long. Its product is annotated as C->U-editing enzyme APOBEC-1. Gene Ontology annotation, cellular component: cytoplasm; nucleus. Gene Ontology annotation, biological process: cytidine to uridine editing. NCBI's taxonomy places the organism in Eukaryota, Metazoa, Chordata, Aves, Gruiformes, Gruidae. Gene Ontology annotation, molecular function: RNA binding; cytidine deaminase activity; zinc ion binding. The record is from RefSeq and is a predicted model, not a curated record.